This is a messenger RNA of Phaedon cochleariae (mustard beetle), 3441 nucleotides long. The record is from the annotation of a GenBank genome assembly. NCBI's taxonomy places the organism in Eukaryota, Metazoa, Arthropoda, Insecta, Coleoptera, Chrysomelidae.
AUGGAAGAGCCGAGGAUUUGCAGUUUCCAAUCUUGUUGCAGACUGUGUCUGUCCGAGACAUUGGAUUCCUUGCUGUCCAUUUUCGACGAAAGUAUAGAAGACCGGGCGCUACCGCAGAAGAUAUCGCAAUGCCUAUCUGUCGAGAUAAACGUCGACGACAAGCUAUCCAAAAUGAUCUGCGUGCAAUGUUUGACCAAGGUCAACAGUUGGCACACCUACAAAGACCAGUGUGAGCAAAACCAGUGCAAACUCCAAGAAUGGUUGGCUAACAAUUAUCAAAAUGCCACUCCUAAUGGUCUAGCUAAUGUGAGUUUACAAAUAAAAGAAGAACCAUCAGACGAAAAUGAAAACGAAGAUCCUGAAAAUCGUACUGAAAUGAUACUGCAGGUUAAAAGAGAACCUGUGGAAUCUAACGAGGUGCCUAUGGAAGAGGAGUACAAUGAAUUGCCACCUCCCCUCUCACCAAAUCCUCCUAAUAUAACUGCAGAAGCAGCAGAAGUUUCUCCUGUUAAUGAAUAUUGCUGUAGUUUGUGCUCGAAAGUGUUUGUUAAUAGAGGGAAUAAAAAGAGGCAUGAAGUUCGUGUACAUGGAAUGCAUAAGGCUCCGACUCAAAAGGACCCGGCAGUACCCUUAACCAAUGGCACUGCGAGUUCGACAGACGAAGACACCCCGAACAACGCAGACCACCAAAAAAUCCAGUUCGCCGCCGGCUUGAAACUGUUGCAGAAAAACGCCACGCCGAUAUCCUGUGAGGCCCUCUCCAAAAUCGAACUCAGCUACGUGGAAAAAUGCAAAGCCAUGGCCAACAUGCAUCAAACCCUGACCUGCGCCUGCCACAACGUCCCCUACCAGAAUUUGAAGGGCCUACUCUCCCAUUUGAGAGCCCUUCGAAUCUGGUUUCCUGUUUUUACUUGUUAUAGUUGCAUGAUAACGUUCACUGACAGGUCCACGUUCACCAAGCACAUCCUCAAAUGCCCCUCCCAACCGCUCGACACUAUAACCAAGUUGAGCAACCUGAGGAAACGCAGCGAAGUCAAAACCAGGCUCUAUCAAAACUUCAAAUGCACCUCCUGCAAGUUCAUGUACAGCUUCCAUGACACUUUUUGCAAGCACGUUGACGAAGACCACGCUCUCCUCGAAGUCCCUGUGCAUUGCCGGUGCGGCAGAAUUUUCGACAACCUCGAAGACUACAAAGACCACGUUUACGUCAGCUGCUUGGUAGAGUACUAUUGCGACAUCUGCUUCAUAACCACCAAGACCCUGGACGAAUUCCAGAAACACGCCACCGAAGUUCACGAUCAGUCCGAAGGCUUUAUUUUGCUGCAAGACGACAAUUACAAGAUCAGGAAAGCUUCCUUGCACAUGGGACCAAAAGAAGAGGCAGGGGGCCAAGAAAAACGCGAAAAGAGGUCUUCCAUAAAGAUAGACAAAGAGGAGGAAGAGGAAACGCCAAAGACUGCCCCAAAUCUCGCUAUGGUGCACCCGAGUACCGAUACCAAGAAAUGUCCCAUUUGUGGAAAGGAAUACUCUUCCUACAAGAACAUGAUGCGCCAUUACAAGAUCCACACCAGCGAGCUGGAACUAAAAGAGGUCAACAACGAGGAAAAUGGGGGAGACGAGUCAUUUUACUCAUGUCCUGACUGCGGAGGCAUGUAUAAUACCCCCGAGUGGCAGAAACAUCUGAACGAGAAACACAAGAUCAAGACUUGCGCGGAGUGCGGGAAAUGCUUCCAAUUCAAGUCUGAGUUCGAGCAACACAGAAGCACUCACUUGAACCUCAAACUUUACAGAGACUCGAAAACUCAAGCCUACCGUAGCACCAUGAUAAGCCCCGGAUCGGAAGAAGACGAAUUGCAGACUCACCACCAACUAGAACAUGAAGGGGAGAACAUGGAAGUCGACAUCGAGGAGGAAAAGCCUAAAAUGUUCAACUGCGGCAUUUGCCUCAAAGAUUUUGGCACUUUUGCCGGGCUGUGGGACCACAAUAAGAAGACGCAUCCGGAAAAGACGACCCCAUCCAGCAAUUCCUACCCCAAACAGUGCCCGGAAUGCGACAAAGUAUGCACCACCGGAGCGGCUUUCUAUAGACACAAGCAAAUCCACGAAAAAGAUAUUCCUGCUGAUGCGAGCUACAAUAAAAUACCUGGGAAGGUUAAGAAGACGAACGACAUCGACGAAGAAUCUUAUCACACCUGCAAGAAAUGUUUCAAGGUAUUCUCUUCCAAGUACAAUUUGAAAUGCCACAUGAAAUGCCACGGUAUCAAUCUGCUCAGCCCAUCCAGCAAGAAAAGCCCUAAGAAGCCGUGUUGUAAUGUUUGUCAAAGAAUAUUCAAUACUGCUGCAGAGGUAUCCGAACAUAAGGCAAUCCAUCAUAAAUCAGAAGAAAUGCCGAUACUGCACAAGGAACUAGAAGCAGCAAUCAAUGGGCCGGUGGUAUUCACUUGUGACGUGUGUGUCAUGACUUUCUCUACGAAAAUAGCGCUGAAAAAACACAAGGAAACACACCUCCAGGAAGGUAAAAAAUCGUCCCGCAUCCAAUCUCAGCUCUCCUGCAAAUACUGCAAAAUCACCUUCGACUCAAUCGUGGCUCUCACAAAGCAUAUGCACAUAGAACACGAAGAAACGGCAAAACCAAAAGCGAACAAGAUGAAAGACGUUGCUGGGAGCGGUUACUCCUGCGAGUUGUGCAAGAAAACCUUCCAAACUGUGAGCGCUCUCAACACUCACAUCGGCUGGCACAAGCGCGAUCCAGCCUCAGGCAGCGUGAAGGUAAUGAGAAACCAAAAAAUGAUGAAAAAGAUCGCCGAUAGCGUCAACGUGAAACAGGAAACCAUCGAAAUCCCCAAGUUCCAGUGCGCUACCUGCCUGGCAGAGCUGCCCAAUGACACCGCCUUGCAGGUCCACAUACUGGAGAAGCACAGGAGCGUCAGCGCCAUCAUGCUGAUCCCUCGCUGCAACACCUGCAACAAAGAUUUCUCUACUCAGGACGAGUACGAGACCCACAAAAGGCUCCACGACUUCCUGGAGAGGCAAAAACAGCACGAACAGAACUUGCUGUUGCAGCGACAAGAAGCGGUGUCUCCCAAAAUGGAGCCGCCCAUUUUGCCAUUGCAGAAGGUGACUAGUCCUGUAACGAAACCAGGAAAGAGCUACCCCUGCAAGUACUGCAACGCAGGCUUCAGCAGGUCUGAUACUUUGGGGGCUCACGUGAGGCAACACCACAAGGAGUACGUGUUGACGGAGUUCAAGUGUCAUCAGUGCGACAGGGUGUUUGACAAGCAGAACUCCCUGUCGAUCCAUUUGAAGGUGCAUGAGAAGCAGCGGGCUGUGCCCAUGGCUGUCAGCCCCUCUAAGCCUCUCUUCUCGUGCUCCAUUUGUAAUAUGGGUUUCAACUUACCAAAGGAUUUGCGGGCGCAUACUAUAACGGCUCAUCCGUUUUGA